GUUAGCGCGCGGUGAUGAGAUCACUCGCGAAUGUCUGACUUAACGAGGCAGACCAGCCCGAGUCGGAUAUCCCAUUCCCCAUGAGCCUGGAGAAUGCUGUGACGGCCCCGAUGUCUACGUUGAACGCAGACGAGGCCCUUGCUGUGGUCAUCAACUAUCGAAGCUCUCUGGCAGCUCUCGUGUGGGUGUUAUACGAUAUUUGUAUCACAUUCGACCAGGAAGUUGCGCUGAUCUGGCCAAAACCAUGGUCGCGCAUGAAAUUCUUGUAUCUGUUCAUCCGAUACGUGCCCGUCUCUAUCCAGCUCUCGAUUGUGAUCCCCAGCUCGCCAGAACUGGUAUCUACUCUGCAUCUCACUCCUCACGCUUGCUAUGUGUGGAAGAUGUACCAAGGCCUCGCGACAAUCAUGACGUUCGCUGCGGUAGACUUCGUGCUGAUUCUGAGAGGUGAUUACAGCUCCCAUUCACGCGCUCAACUUGCAUCUGAUUUGGUUGGCACUCUGCUGAUAUUCCAAACGGUUCUGUUCGUGCUGACCGCCAUCCGUUUCGUGCAUGCCGUACGGCAAGGCUGGGGAGACAGUCCCCUUGUCGAACUCGUCAUGCGAGAUGGGGCUUGGGCCUUUGCGGUGUUGUUCGCUAUCAUUGCCAGUGUGUCCGGGCUGUAUAUAUCGAGAAGCCCACUUGCUGAACCUGUUUUCGGUUGGUUACUGUUGGUCUAUGCGUUUUGUGUAAGAAUCAUUCACCCUCUUCGCGGCGUGUGGGCUAGACUCGAGUUCCAGGGAUACCGCGUUCUGCUCAAUUUGGAGCGGCUCGCGGCACCGAGGAUGUAUGACAACCGAACUGUUUCGGAGGAUCGGAGAAUGCAAUUCACGACAAGACUGACCAGCCGAUGUACCGCAGAUGACACGGUGUCUGCGGAUGCAUACGGGCUGCAUUCGAUCUGA
Molecule: messenger RNA, 941 nt
Organism: Mycena citricolor
Lineage: Eukaryota; Fungi; Basidiomycota; Agaricomycetes; Agaricales; Mycenaceae
Source: the annotation of a GenBank genome assembly